Microdochium trichocladiopsis is the source of this 1662-nucleotide messenger RNA. Its product is annotated as phosphatidylinositol-glycan biosynthesis class S protein. The coding region runs from base 1 to 1662 and encodes 553 amino acids. Lineage: Eukaryota; Fungi; Ascomycota; Sordariomycetes; Xylariales; Microdochiaceae. Gene Ontology annotation, biological process: attachment of GPI anchor to protein. Gene Ontology annotation, cellular component: GPI-anchor transamidase complex. The transcript is spliced from 2 exons. The record is from RefSeq and is a predicted model, not a curated record.
AUGUCAACGCCAACCACGGCCGACCCGGACGGCUCUUUGGGCCAAUCAACUGCAAUUGAGCAUCUGUCAGACAGAGCCAUUCCUGCUAGUCAGACAGCAGAGGAAUCAACGCGGAGCACGGCUGUGACAACGCCCCCGGCAACUGCCCAAAAGGCACCUCCGCCAGAGAAGCCGGCCGAUAUCCUGCGCCGUACUUCCGUCAUCCUCUCCUUCUGGGCCAUAGUGCUCUGCUUGGGUCUCCCAAUAUGGUGGCAUACAACAACCAUUCACAAAGCCACGCUGCCCCUGGCACAGAUGUCAGAUUGGGCCAAUGGUUUGGCGUGCCCACCUCAGUACCCAAUCUACGUUCAACUGGCAGCGCCGAAUUUCGCCCCUGAGGACUAUGCCAACCUCCUGCGCGAUACUCAAGCCUCGCUCGACACCCUCAACGACGGCCCAGCCGGCGUGAAACUACGCCUCCAAGGCCCGGACGACUCAUCUUCAACUUCCGCGAUCGAGUCCAAAGUCGCCUACCAGGUCGAUCUCGAGCUGGGAAACGAACUACACGCCUUCCCCCACAAAGACAAACCUCGUCUCUCCAUACAGUUCCCGCAAAGCGCAGCCCGAUCACUGCCUUCUUACAUUGCCGGCCAGCUUCAGAAUGUCUUCCGCGAAGAGCGAGAUCUAGUCAGGUACUAUCUUGCCCACUCGUCCAUCCCUGCCGAGCGACUAGGCGAUGCUGCAAAGGGGGCAGUCAUGACGGACAGCCACCUUGCCAAACGCAUGACGCGAACACUCCGAUAUGAUCCGACCUUUCACCUGACCAUCUCCCUCUUCACCAGCGGCUCCAAGCCCAGCGCAUGGGACAUUGACGCAGCCGUAGCGGAGCACAUGCAGCCAGUCUUGGACAUGCUUCGGCCGAUACACAACUUUACCAUCGAUACCCAGAUCCAGCUCUUUGCGAGCCCCAGUGUUGACGCGCAAGUCCUGACCAAGGAGCAUCUCUCACAGUUCGUCAACGCAGCCGAAUGGCCCCUGUCGCCGUCCAUUGGAGGAGCACAUACAAUCAACUUUGUGAUCUUUGCCGGCGACCAGAUCAUCAGUACCGACGGCUCAGCCGGAGAAUCAUGGAGGUCAUGGCUCGUCCCGCAGUGGGGAAGCGUCUACCUGCUCGCACCUUCUUCUGAAGAUUAUGUUACCGCCGACGAACUCAAACUACCCCUCCAGAAGUUCACCUCGCAUUUAUUGUCCCUGCUGGGCGUGCCGCAGAGCUCCAGCCCCGCGCUACGCUUAUCCACGCUGACCCGCGUGCGGGCUAUUGAUCUAAUGCUCAGGGCGUCGUCCUCGCUCGGAUCGCUGGCGCGCUUGACGCAUGCACUCCCGAGCAUUUCGAUCCCUGAGUCGGUGGCCGACAGUGUGGCCAGGUCGAUUCAGCAUCUCGAGAACGCCUGCGCGAAUCUCGGUACCGAAUCCAGCCUACAACAUGCUCAGAUCGCGGAGGCGGAGGCUGAGCGUGCAUUCUUUGAGAAGAGCAUGGUUGGCCAGCUCUACUUUCCGGACGAGCACAAGAUUGCCGUCUACCUGCCCCUGCUGGGGCCCAUCGGAGUUCCUCUCGUGAUGGGGCUGUUGAACGAGUUCAAGGCUUGGAAGAAGAGACGAAGCGAGAAGUUGAAGGCAACAUGA